CAUGGUUGCAAGCCUUUUAGAACCAACACAAAUCACUCACAUCCUGAAGCAUUCAAAAUCCUUAAGCCUGAACUUUCAAGUCUUUUUUGGACCAUUUUCUUCUCAAGUCUCAUCAAAUACAACACAAAAAUGGGUUUUCGUUUACCUGGUACCAGAAGGGCAUCAUUUGCUGCAAACCAAGCAUCCUCAAAAGCUUUGGAGGUGCCUAAGGGCUAUCUUGCAGUCUACGUUGGAGACAGAAUGAAGCGGUUUGUGAUCCCCAUAUCAUAUUUGACCCAGCCUUCAUUCCAAGACUUGUUGAGUCAAGCUGAAGAAGAGUUUGGAUAUGAUCAUCCCAUGGGUGGUCUUACAAUUCCUUGCAGCGAAGAUGUCUUCCAAAACAUAACUUCACGCUUGAAUGGACUAUGAAUCUUGUAUUGGAAGACUGACAUAGAUUUGAAGAGACAUUUUGUACAAUAGGCAUCUUCUCUAUUUGUAAAGAUCACCCCUUUUUGAGAAAUAGGACAUUAGAAUGACAAUUUUGUUCUGUUUUUUGUUUAAUGACAAUGAAUUCAAUUACUCAAGCA
Messenger RNA from Cajanus cajan (pigeon pea), 566 nucleotides. NCBI's taxonomy places the organism in Eukaryota, Viridiplantae, Streptophyta, Magnoliopsida, Fabales, Fabaceae. The record is from RefSeq and is a predicted model, not a curated record.